UAUUAAUCGAUACUUUGGGCUAUAUUUUUGCAGUAGGAAGGUUUGCAUUGAAAAAUUAAUGUUUCUCAGAACUGUCACAUAGAUUAAAAGCAGUUUUUGUCUUCAUACAUUCAAUAUCACAUUAUACAAGUACGUGUGAUUUACAUCAAGCAUGAUGAUGCAGGAUAAGCCUAAGGUAGUUCUCCUGGCAUGUGGUUCUUUCAAUCCAAUCACAAAUAUGCACCUACGAAUGUUUGAGUUAGCACGUGACUAUCUACAUAGUACGAAAAGAUACCAGGUUAUUGGUGGGAUUAUUUCUCCUGUAAGUGAUGGAUAUGGCAAGAAAGGAUUGCUGACUGCAAAGCAUAGAUGUGAAAUGUUACAACGAGCACUUCAAACAAGUGAUUGGAUCAGAUUGGACACUUGGGAAAGUGAUCAAACAACAUGGACAGAAACACGUAAAGUUUUACAACAUCAUCAAAAUCUGUUUGAUUCAAUCGUGAAUGGUAACAAAUCUUCAUCAAAUCUAAGAAAAAAGCAAAAGCUGGAUUAUGAUAAGAUAAAUGCUAACACAAUUGGAGCCAAAGUUUCUUCACCAACUUGGGAUCUAAGCCAGCCUGUUCAAGUAAAACUUCUCUGUGGUGCAGAUUUGUUGGAAUCUUUUGGAGUGCCAAAGUUGUGGAAGGAUGAAGAUAUUGCUGACAUUGUUGGCAACUUUGGAUUAGUGGUCAUCACAAGAAAAGGAUCCAACCCCCAGAGAUUUAUCUAUGAAUCUGAUGUGCUCACCAAGUAUCAAUGGAACAUUCACCUUGUGACUGAAUGGAUUACCAAUGAUAUUAGCUCUACUAAGAUAAGAGAAGGGCGAGCUCUAAGGAGAGGAGAAAGUGUCAGAUAUCUUUUACAAGAUGCUGUAAUUCAGUACAUUAAGGAUCAAAAGCUUUAUCAAGAUCCUCAUAAGGAUGAUCCUACCCAUGCUGUAGCUGAGAUCUUGUACAUGAUGGGCCGAGUUCUAGGCUGCGUUUACAAAAAUAGUAGAAACUUGGAGUUAACAGGAAAUGUGUAAAAAUGUCAAAGGUAUGAAACCAGUGGGAAUCAACAUGUCAUCAGCAUUGUAUUUCUGAAUGAUAGGAAGCAUCAGUAGAUGUUCAUUAUUUAAGGUUUCAUGUGGGUUUGUUUGAAUGAAGCCUAUUAAUCAAUACUUUUGAAAAAACGUUUAAAUCUUUACAAAAAAAAAUUUCAUUAUGAGCUGUUCAUUUACAGAUUGUGCUACAUCAGUCAUAACUUUUAAUUAUUCUUUCAUUAUCUAGAAAGGAUAUAAUUAAUUAUGUGUAUAAAUAAGCAUUUUAAGCUUCCUUUGCUAAAAGUAAUUAUAUAUAUAAUGAUUGUUUUCAGUUGUUUGUGACUACGUUGGAAUUGUAUUUUUAUAUUAAAUUUUCAUAAAGGUGCUCUAGGUGAAAUUUUGAGAAUGAGAAGCUAAUUGCCAUUUAUAAGUUACAUAAGUAUUCACUACUGUUGUUUGUUGUGAAAGUAAAAAUGUGUAAAAGUAAAAACUUUUCUCAGCAAGUGACUUGUAUGUUUGUUCUUGUACUUUUCUUAGAUGCCAUGGAGACAUUGAAAGAAUAAAGUAUAAAGUUUUGACUAAGAAUGAUAAUUCUACUGCAUGUGGUAUGCUUUUCUUUUUGUGAAAAUAUUCAAUCUCUUAUAAAUUACUUGAUCAGUUGAUUUUUUUUACUAGUGUAACUUUUAUCUUUUCUGUAAAGCUUUUUCUGCUUUAUGAACAUUGUUCAGUGUCUGUAUCAGAGAUUCACAUUUUAGUUUAGAAGGUUCACCCUGUUAUGUUCCUCUUUUAUACUAGAGGAAAUAGUAGUGCUGAUGUGAAAAAGGAUUAUCUGUAAUGAUUACAAAAAAAAAGGAUUAUCUGUAAUGAUUAACAAAAAAAAGGAUUAUCUGUAAUGAUUACACAAAAAAAAGAUUAUCUGUAAUGACUACAAACUUAACUGUGUUGUGUUUACUGAAACUUCUGUGUGGCUGCUUGUGUAAUUUUAGAUUUAGUAUUUUUGUCCUGUUUUCUAUUUUCUUUAUUGCUGAAGCUAUUGUAAUUCACAGUAUAUUUCAGAAUAUUUCCUACCAUUAACAACAAAUAAAAUUAUUUCAAACACUUACUUGGUUCUUAAAAGAUUAUUAACAAAGGAACUUGCAUGUGUUAUAAGUUUUUGCAGUUUUGGAAAUAUAUACUGAUGAGAGGUAAGUUACCAUUACAAUUUGAAUGGAACAGUAACUAUUCGUUAUUUUUCUAAGUGUGCAAAUUAAUUUGAAACAAAUUUUGAAUAAAACACUUGAAUGAAUAAAAAUGAAAUUGUGGCUGUUGAAUUUCAAAAAAUGCCCAAGAAAGCUGUGUGAGUGAUUAAGGGUAGUUGUGAUGUCACAGAAAUCUCGCAAGUGCAUGUUUUGUGAAAUAGUAAUUUAAAUCGAACAUAAAAUUGUACCUAUGUUACUAAAUAGAUGAGCAAUUUUUAACAAAAGACCAUGACAAAACACAACAAUGAUGCUCAAUAAUUCAAAGUUUGUAAUGACUAACGACAUAUUUAAUUAUAACAGCUGAGUAUGCAAUGUAAAAGAACAUCAAGGUUUGAAAAUACAAAUAUUGUGUUCAUAAAAGUUAAUUGUCACAAACGUUUUUCUUCUUAGUGUUAGUUGAAAAAUACAAAAAGAUUUGUUUUACAGAGCACAUAUUUUUAAACCAUAAUUUUUAUAACAAACAUAUUUUGGAAUAAUAAUAAUUGCAUAUUGAGUAUGAGGAUACAGCUGUAUUUUAUGUACAAGCAGCUAAAAGCAAAUCAUGGGACAUUUUUAGCAAAAUACACAAAACAGUAUUUGUUUGAUUAAAGUAUUUUAUGAAAAAUGUUCUUGGUUUCUAACUGAGGCUUUUGUGAGUGAUGUAGUGUAUCAUGUAUAGAAGUACAGAUAUUGCACACUCAGUAAUUUUGUGUAUGAUAAUAUUGUCGGCUCUUGAAUGUUGUUCCUAACUGCCAGAAGCUUAUUAAGAUCAUGUCAGUAAGAUUAACCAUUGCCAUGUACAAAUAUGUCCUUUGCCAAAAGUAGUAACUAUUCUCAUUUUCUUUAAAAAAAAUUGUGAAUAAAUGGGAAUUCUUUUCAGUACCACACCAGUAACCCUUUAAAUAUUUAUUACCUUCAUUGUUUUGCAGUUUUGAUCUGAAAGCAAAAAAUUAAGUAACAUGAAAGAAUCUUUAGAAAACUCCAUUAAAAACUAGAAAAUUAAAAUGUUCACAAAAUCAAAAAUCAUUAUAUUUUUUAAAACUUGAAAUUAUCUUAAAUAAAUGAAGUUCAAAGAUUGAUACCGCCUGUAGACAACAGAUGACAUUAUUUCAAUACAGAGUUACUAAAUAGACACUCAUUUAAAAAAGGAAAUAUUUUUGUACUUCUCCCAUAAGCUCUAAUUUAAGUCAGCUUAAUGAGAACAGCUUCUGAAAUCUUUGGAUAAGGAUAAUGUACAGUAGAAGCAACAUUCAUUUAAAUGCAAGUAAACUGUUUUAUUAUUAUUACUGUCCUGUUGUUUGUUACAUGACAGUUCCACUCACUGAACAUGAACUUUUCAACUUAAGAGGUCUGUGGUUAAGUCUGUUGAAAUUUGUUUUAUCUGCUAGGAGCAGCUUAUUGGUAGGAGUCAUCGAUGGAGAAGUCACAGUAAUAUUCAUAGAUUUAAUAUUAAACUUUGUAAGAUCAAAUCCAUAAUAGACUAAAAUGGGUUAAGAACUCUUAAUCUCCAUUGUUGAAAUUGAGAAGGGCCGACUUCAUUAUAAAGGAGCUUCGUUUCCAGAGGAUUUAUUAAGAGAGGUACUACUGUACUUUGAUUUUAAUGAGGACCCAUAGACUCCAGUUUGGUAAACAUUGUUCUUUUAUUAUUAUUAUUAUUAUCAUCCUGACUAGAUUACAAUGAGCUAUAUACACGUCUUUUUUCAUGAAU
Messenger RNA from Limulus polyphemus (Atlantic horseshoe crab), 3964 nucleotides. It is a transcript of the gene Nmnat, whose product is annotated as nicotinamide/nicotinic acid mononucleotide adenylyltransferase 1-like. Gene Ontology annotation, biological process: NAD+ biosynthetic process. Bases 152 to 1042 code for a protein of 296 amino acids. NCBI's taxonomy places the organism in Eukaryota, Metazoa, Arthropoda, Merostomata, Xiphosura, Limulidae. The transcript is spliced from 10 exons. The record is from RefSeq and is a predicted model, not a curated record. Gene Ontology annotation, molecular function: nicotinate-nucleotide adenylyltransferase activity; nicotinamide-nucleotide adenylyltransferase activity.